Messenger RNA from Moneuplotes crassus, 2206 nucleotides. NCBI's taxonomy places the organism in Eukaryota, Ciliophora, Spirotrichea, Euplotida, Euplotidae. The record is from the annotation of a GenBank genome assembly.
UGUAAAUGUGGAGAUGGUUUUGGAGAUAGAGGGAGAUUCUGUGGGUUAUGAUUUAUUUCGGUUGUUAGGUAAUAUGUAUUCUGGUCUGAUUUGAUAAAUGGGUGUGAGGAUUAGGAUUAGCUCUCUUUUUAUCCCAUUUAAGAUAAUAUUUUUGGUAGUAAGAUCUUUCUUCAAGGUCAUAUAUGUUGCUGGGGAUCUUCCUAGUGUAGCUUUGCAUUCUAUCAAAAUAUUUAGUUCGGAAUAAUUUUUAGGCAGAGAGAGUGCUCAUGAAUUUUAGGAUAUUUAGAACUAAAUGUUAAGUCAUCUGUUUAGCUGAACUCUUCCUGGUUCCUGAUAGUAUUGAGGGUGAUGUCUUAAUACUAUUCAAUUUCACAUGAGUAAAAAUUGUGUUAAUUUAAAUCAAAGAGUCUGAUUGAAUUAAAAACAAUCAUAGUAUCUUUGCGUAAGUUGUUAAUUAUUAUUGAGCUGAUAAUAUUGAAAUCAGAAUUGAUGUCUCCUUCAUCAAGUUAAUAAAGUUUAAGUAUAUGGGAAUUCAUGAUAGUUAUCAAAAAAUUUUCUUAAGAUUUCAAUCGAAAUCUUUAAAAACUAAUAAUUAAUCACUGCUGACCACUAAACUUUUAUCCCAUUUUUUCGUUCUUUAAUGCUUCGACCUCCUUCAAAGGACUGAUUAUUUAAAACACCUAAUUUAUCGCUAAAACGUCCUUAAAUAAAAAUAGCAUGACAAUAUAUGGUUAAUUCAAAAAAACUCAUAAGAACUUUAAAGAAUCAAAAAGAGUAUUUCCAUAAAAAUGCAGCUAAAAUCCCCAAAUACCACAAAGUGAUAAUCACAUAAAUCAAUGUUAGACCUAUAACUUUGAAGGUUUAGCUAAAAUAACCUCUCCUAAUCACAAACCGAUAAGUUUGUUUUUAUCUGGUAAAUAUUGAUUGCAUGAUAAUCUACAUGUUAUUGCAUGUUUUGGUCGUACUCUAAAAUCUAAAAAGUGAAUAAACUUUGUACCCCAGCUAGCUCCAGACUAAUUUUUUAAACUAGUCUAAAUUUCAACAACCUUCCAGUGUGGAUAAAGUUCAAGCCUUCAUAAUAUAGUUUUAAGAACUUAAUCUAAUAACUUAAAUUUACAUAUUUUAUGCCGAAUUUCUAAAGCCUUGCAAAAAUAUUUAGGAAAUCUCAGACCGAAAGAACACUUUCAGCAAAAAUUCUAUAACUAGUUAAUAUUUUAGUGGCUUGAGUUCUAAAGGAACUUGAGAACUUAAUAAUAAAAAUACUUAGAAUAGGUUCUUUUGGAACUUAACUAAAAAUCUUGAGAAGUUGAAAUAGGCUAAAAUUUCAGAUUUGAACUAAAUUUAUCUCAAUAAUGUAAUAAUUGCAUUUUAGUUACGGGAGAUGAGAAGUUUGGAAAAUUUCAGAAAAAUGAUUAAGAGCAGGUCAGGAUAUAAACUUUAGAAUCCCAGAUUAAAAUAAUUAAUUUUAAAUAUGGAUUAUUGUGUAAACUUUGGCAGUAAAAAUAUCUCGUUACUUUCCAAUUGGGAUUAUGGCAGCAUAAUUAAACAAUUGGAACAAAUUUACUGAGUUUGUUCAACAGCUGAUGAGCCCAUUCAUAGUAUUGGAGAGUUUGUGAAUCAAUCAGAUAGGCCAUCUUCCUGAAUGGUCGAUGAUUCUGAAAUAAAUUUAGAGCAAGGCAAGAGGGAAUGAAAAAGCAUAUCUUCUCAAACCAAGAAAAAGAAUGUAUGACUAGAUUUUGACAAAGGCCAACACCAAGUACAGGUUGUUAGUACUGAAGAAGAAAUUAAAGAAAAAGAAGAUAAACCUUCAGAAAUCAAAGAAAUAAAGUUGAGAUGGAGUAGGGCUCCAAGAAUAAAUAUAAGACCCAGACUUACUGCCCUGAGAAAACGUAUCCUUAAAAAUCCUGACACUUUUUACAAAUGUUCUCAAAAGGAUACAAGAUACACUACAAAUACUACUCUUGGAAGAAGAUCUCAGUACAUCGGAGUCUCCAAGAACAACAUCCAUUGGCAGGCUCUUAUCAAUUUCAAAGGAGAGAGAAAGUACAUUGGCACCUUCAUAAGUGAGCUCGAAGCUGCUAAGACAUACGACUUAUUUGCAGUUGCUACAAAAGGCAAAGAUGCAUCUAUAAACUUUGAUUAUUCAGGACAAGAGAUGAUAGAUAUUAUCAACUAUUACAUGAAGUGCAGAAGAAUCGCCAUCUAA